This is a messenger RNA of Mitosporidium daphniae, 1341 nucleotides long. RefSeq names its product subunit Ngg1 of chromatin-remodeling complex. The transcript has a single exon. Gene Ontology annotation, cellular component: SAGA complex. NCBI's taxonomy places the organism in Eukaryota, Fungi, Microsporidia. Gene Ontology annotation, molecular function: transcription coactivator activity. The record is from RefSeq and is a predicted model, not a curated record. The coding region runs from base 1 to 1341 and encodes 446 amino acids. Gene Ontology annotation, biological process: regulation of transcription by RNA polymerase II.
AUGCACGAAGAGGAGCAUCAUGAUGGCAGCCCCCCAGACUUUUUCAUAAAGCUGCCGCAACUGGAGGAACAUGCUCCUUCUUUGGACCGGCUCUUUGGAGACGGCAUUGAUCAUCAAAUUUCGGCUCCACUUUCAUCUAUUCGAGACGAGCUGAUCGUUUUAAAGGUUCAAUUAAAAGCAAUGGUCGGCCAAUUGCUGGUGCAACUGAGAAAGCUAAGGCCAACAGCAUUGCCCAAUGCUUUUGAAUCCACCUUGUAUGAAGAAAUCUUUUUCAAGUCAGAAUUUCCUCUUCGAAUUGUUUGUGGAGAACAAGACGAUUUGGGCACGCUGACUGUCGGCAAUUCCGGAAGCGGCCACAAGCGGCUUUUCAAAUCCAGGCCGUCGUCACAAUCGCGUCAAAGAAACUCAAACUUACAGAGCAAGCAGCCAAUAAGCGCUGUUUCUCCCUCGGCAUUUUGGUCUUUCAUUGAAAAUAGCGGAUAUUUCAAAGAGAUCGGUGAGGAAGAACUGACUUGGCUGGAAACCAACGAAAAGUCUCUGGCUGCAGUUGGGGGCGGUAUUCCACCAUUGGGAGAUCAAGAGGCGAAGGAAUCAUCCAACGUGCCGCCAAACUAUUUAGUCGAAAGGUUGUUGUCUUCUCUGAUGGAAGAGUCAAAGGGAAGCGACAAUGUAAAUUUGCUAUCGGCAAAUAGCACUUCUGCGCCGACUCCUCGAUUUGCCACCACGAACAACAUAAUUAUGCAUCGAAGGAAAAAGCCAUGGGAGGGUCUCUGCGAAAGGAUUCUAUGGGAUCUGCGCUCGAUUGGCAUAUGCGGGCCAAUUAUAACGGACGAGGAGGCGUCAAACGAAAUUUGUGCAGCGCUUCGGAAAUGCCAGUCCGAACUUGCUCUAAUCACAAAGAAAAACGAAGAGCGAAAAAAAAGGCUCUACGAGCUUCUGGUUGGCGAAAAUUAUCUUUCAGCUCUCGAAUAUUACAGGGUGUUGGAUGACCUUAAUCGCGGGAUAGAGGGGGCCUAUAGCCGACGCCUCGCAUCGUCUCCAGAUUCACCGUCUGCUGCUUCGGCCACAGCGGCCUUGGUGUCAGUUCUUAACAAAAAGGCCCUACUGAUGCGGGCAUUUAAUGGGUCGAAUUUCCCCAAAAGGUCGCAAAUGGCCAAACCGCUUGGAUUUGCCUCUGAUAAGGGAAACCAUCCGCAUCUUUCGCUUCUGCAACGAAUAGCAGGAGGAUCUCAUACCUCGCUAGCUCGGCUAUUAACAAGCCCCUCCAUCGGUAAUCAGAUGCAGGUGGAUUCCACUAACCAAGCUUCCAAGGUAGAGAAAAGAAGGAAAAAGAAACUUUAG